AGGGCUAGGAGGAUAGCAGAACCCACAGGAGCUCUUCCUAGAGAAUCAAUGUAUCUCAUUUGCUGGGUUUAUCUGGAGCUGAAUGAGUGAUGGAAAGAACUGUCCUUUUCUAAACUUCUUUGGCACAUUGGUGAUCCAGGGGAGUGGCUUCUAAGCCCCAGCUGUCCAUGGUGUUACUGUCAGAGCCCAUUAGCACUCACACUUUGUUUGGGAUAACAGUCACAGCCAGUCAGUAAGCACAAAGUCAGUAGUAAGGUACUAGAGACAUGCAGCACCUCUUGUUUUUUUUACCAAUAUCUUUAUUUUUGUACCAGAUACAUGAUGUAGGUGCAACUGGCUGUGGUCCUUGUGUCAGGGACACCUGCAGACCUGUUACCUGUGCAGCUCCAGAGCUGCUCACCAAAGAUGAUUGUGACUGCUGCGACCGGUGCCUCAGCAUAGAAGGAGAAGAAUGUGGUGGGCGAGAUGAGACCAGAGCCCGUUGUGCUCCUGGCAUGGUUUGUGUAAGUCGGUCCAGUUAUGGAAGUGGAUCAUCCUCUUUUUCUGAUGGAACAGGAUUCUGCUUGUGUGAAGAGGAAGGUGCUGUGUGUGGUUCUGAUGGAAGGACCCAUUCAAGCGUGUGUGCCCUACGCCUGCACAGCUGGAGGACACAAAGCCAAGGCAAAGGUUCUGUCCACAAGGUCCAUGAUGGGGAGUGUACAUUUGCUCCUGUUAUAACUGUGGCACCUAAAAAGAUCCACAAUGUAACCGGUGCCCAGGUGUAUUUGUCUUGUGAAGUAAAGGCCGUUCCAACUCCCAGCAUCUCCUGGAGAAAGGUAACUGAGUCUCCUAAGGGAAUAAGGCUGUUUGAAGAGCUUCCUGGAGACAGAGUCAAUGUUGCUGUUCAAGUACGUGGUGGUCCCUCCCGUCAUGAAAGCUCUAGCUGGGUUAUGAUAAAGCCAUUGACAAAAGAAGAUGAAGGAACCUACCAAUGUCAUGCAACUAAUAUGGUUGGAGAUGCCUUUGCUGAAGGGUCAAUAAAGGUUACAGAACAUAGCUUACGCAGGAUGAAGAAGAACCAUCAUUCUAGCUCUGAGGUCAUUGUUUGAUCAGGAUUGAAGCGCAUCUGGUUUUUAUAACAUUUUGAUUGCUUACUUAUGUAUAAGACAUGUAGAAAUAGUUUUAUAUCAUUGCAAUGUUUUUGUACGAUCUUUAAAAUAGAACAAAAUGUGUUUAAUAAAGUUUCAUAGCUAAAAACCA
Hyla sarda is the source of this 1239-nucleotide messenger RNA. It is a transcript of the gene IGFBPL1, whose product is annotated as insulin like growth factor binding protein like 1. Gene Ontology annotation, cellular component: extracellular region. Gene Ontology annotation, molecular function: insulin-like growth factor binding. NCBI's taxonomy places the organism in Eukaryota, Metazoa, Chordata, Amphibia, Anura, Hylidae. Gene Ontology annotation, biological process: regulation of cell growth; regulation of signal transduction. Bases 267 to 1088 code for a protein of 273 amino acids. The transcript is spliced from 5 exons. The record is from RefSeq and is a predicted model, not a curated record.